GUCAAAUUCAAGAUGGAUGGAAUCACGGCAUCGGCGGCGCGCGGCACCAAAUUCUAAACCAAAUAAAAUCAUCACCCGAGCCCGGGGCUGGGUCAGGCACAGAUUGAGGAAAAGAAAGAAAGAGGCUGAGGCGCCGCUCAAUCACUGGGUACAACAGACAAUGGAAGGAUUACUUCACUACAUCAAUCCAGCACAUGCCAUCUCUCUCCUGAGUGCACUUAAUGAGGAUCGCCUAAAGGGCCAGCUUUGUGACGUUGUCCUAAUUGUUGGUGACCAUAAAUUCCGGGCUCACAAGAAUGUUUUGGCUGCUAGCAGCGACUAUUUCCGUUCUUUGUUUACCAAGAAAGAGAACGAAAGCCAGUCGGUCUUCCAGUUAGAUCUCUGUGAAGCAGCAAUCUUUGAGAAUAUUCUAAAUUACAUCUAUUCCUCAUCCCUCUUCAUAGAGAAGAAAAGCCUUUCAGCCAUUCACUCUCUUGGUGGCAAUCUUGGUAUCUCUUUUCUGACCAGCAUCCCAUCACAGACACCUCAGAUUUCCUGUGCCCCAAAUUCUGUCAAGAAGCACAGCAAAGUUGGUGAAGAUCUAAGUAGUGCCCAGCCACGGAGUGUGAUUGUGUGUCAGAGUCGCAGUGACCUUGAUAAAAGUAAUGCUGAGUCUGAAGCAAAGGGAGGGGAUUCAGGUCAGAAAAAGGGACCAUCUGAGGAAAAUCCAAGUCACAGUUUUAAGUCGUCGUCUUUGAAUGUUUUAAGAGCAAAUUCUAAUUCUCUGACCAGAGAUGCUGAUACAACUCACCUUUUGGACGAUAAAGGACAACCUUUGUUAAAAGAUAUUCGUGGAGCUUUAGGUAAUACUAAAUUGCAUUCAUCCUUCAAAUCCCUCGAUGAUCAAAAUAGAUUGAGGUUUUGGUCUGAUAAGAGAAAUUCCUUGAGUGCAGAUGGCACUUCAGGUUUUACUAGCAGUGUUUCUGAGAGGAGGCAAAGUUUGACUGACCUCUUGAUAAAUGGAAAGCCUUUACCGAGGCCACAACUUUCACCUGCAUUUUCAUUUCAUGGAACUACAGGACUUGAAUAUUCCCAACAAAAACCUGGGAGCACAGUAAAUGCUGGCAAAACUGAAGAAAGCAAUUUGCUAUAUUACACCAAAGUAGGGCCUAUGGUUCAACCUGGAAGAUUGCCACCCAGCAGCCAGAGUGUUGUCAGCAGUGGCCCAUUGGUGAAGAGUCUCCUACGUAGGUCACUGUCAAUGGAUAGCCAAGUCCCUUCCUACUCUUCAUCUCUAGAUCUGAAAAUGACCUACGGAUCACAGAUCUGUAAACGGGAACCAUUGGAGUUGACUUGUGAUGCAUCAUCCCAAAAGCCUUCGAUUACAGAGUCAAUUAAACAGCAGCUUCUAAAGGAAAAACCAAAGGUUGAUCAGUCUUGUCGACCAAAACAACUUAAGGUGUCUCAGGCUACUGAAGCUGAUGCCAUCUCUCUGACUUCAGCUGUUAAAGUAAAAACAGAGCCCUGCAGUCCUGCCUCAGAUACUUCUGAUAUAAUUACAGUUACAGUAGGAGAAACCUCACCAUGUACCAGUAAGGAAUUUGCUGUGAAAAAUGUGGAGAGGAACAGAAGAACAUCAAUGCUCCCAAUGAAGAGGAGGUUCUUGGCUGAAAAUGCACAACUUUCUUAUGAAAAAUCAGAAACUUUGCAGCAUUCUCCCAAUAUAGCACAGAGCUUUGAGGAAAAUUCAAGCUCGACAGCAGAUGAUACUAAUCUUAAUUUGUCAAAGACUGAUGAGAACAAAGAUGAAUAUUCAGAAUCUGAAUCAGCAAUAACUGGCAAGCAGUUCAAAUGCAUGACCUGCUUCAAGAUUUUCCGAUCCACAGCAGGUCUUUUCCGGCAUGUGGAUAUGUAUCAUAACCCACAUAAGCCAUAUGCAUGUGAUAUCUGCCACAAGAGAUUUCUCACCAAUUUCAAAGUUUGGACUCACUGCCAAACUCAACAUGGAGUGGUUAUCAACCCAUCAGCAGCUACCAGUUCCAGUCUAGUUCCAGAAGAAAAAUUUCAAAAGAAAUUGAAUGAUAUGAUGCGCGAAAGAGAGAUCAAGAAGGCUCUAUUUCACAAGUUGCGGCGUAGGCAGGGGUCUCAUAGUUACCCAGGCCUGCGGUCAGAACAAGCAUUCAAAAAAAAUUUGAAAUCUGCAAGUAAGGGAGUGUACAUUUGUACUACAUGUGGAAAGUUAUUUCGUUUUCUGUCACGUUAUAGGCAACACAUGAAGACCCACCCAGGUGAGAAGCCCUUUGUUUGCAAGCUAUAUAACAGGGCUUUCAAAUCAAAAGAACAAACUGUUACUGAAAGUGUAAGUGAAGAUAAUAUUGAGCAUCAGUGUGAACAUUGUAAUACCAAAAUGUCAUCCUUAGCAGAGAAGACAAAGCAUGAGAGAAUCUGUAGGAAUGUUACUGUGUGCUGCUACUGUAGCCUUAGGUUCUGUUCUAGAGAACUGAAACAGGAGCAUGAAAAUCAGUGUGAAUAUAAGAAGUUAACUUGUCUCGAAUGUAAACGUACAUUCAAGUCAUCAUUCAGCAUAUGGCGUCAUCAAAUUGAAGUUCACAAUGAAAACACAAUGGCACCAGUCGAAAAAUCUAAUUUGGAUUCAAUAUGUCAUAAUGGUGUCUUGCCUAAAGAAGUUCAGACUGAAGCAGGAGAGGAUGCUGUUGUCAGUCCUAGUACAUCAAAAGAGUAUGAUGCCUGCAGUGACUCUUCAGAGCCAAUGUAUGUUGACUCUGAAGAUUCUUCUUGCUUUCCUGAAGAUUUGAGUAUCUCUAAUCGGAGGAAUAUAAGCAGUAACAACCAUUUACCUGAUGUAGCUUCCACAAAUCCCAUUCAUCUGGAAGAUGUGACGUCAGAAUCCAAGAGUUGUAGUAGUGGGGAACCAGAGGACCUGACAUGCAAAGGAGAGCGUGGUCUUUGGCCAUGUGAAAAAUGUGGCAAGAUUUUCACAAUACACAAGCAACUGGAGCGUCAUCAGGAAUUGCUGUGUGCUGUUAAGCCAUUUAUUUGCCACGUUUGCCAUAAAGCCUUCCGUACCAACUUCCGCCUCUGGAGCCACUUUCAGUCCCAUAUCUCUCAAUCCGCAGACCGCCUUGAAUUUUCUAAACCUGUGAGGAGCCCUUCUUGUCCACCACCUCCCCCUCCACCACCACUCCCCGUGCCACCCCAGGAACAGUCUCCUGAAUCUGAACAAUCCUCAAAUCAUUCAGACAAAAUAGGUAGCCCACAGGCAGCAGAUACACUUUUUACCCAUGCCCCUCCUCUUGCAGCAGCUACCUUCGAAAGGCCAUUCAUGUGCAAAUUUUGCCGUAGGACUUUCAAAACUGCAUUCAGUCUGUGGAGCCAUGAACAGACACACAACUGAAAUUAAGAUUCAAAUCUAUGAUUUAUUUGGAAUUCCACUAGAUUAAUAUCUAAAGAUAACUUGGAAGCAGGUGUGCCAUGGACUGAAUGAAUAUACGGCAAUAUAAUGCACAAUCUAUUCUCUGGAAGUUUAGGAAAAUUGAGUUAGUUAAGAAAAGUGUAAGGUAAAAUAUGAAAUUGAUAUUACUGAUGGAACAAAGUAAAACCUAGAAUUUUUAAAAAAUCACCACACUUGUUACUUGGGUGCUACAUCGAAGCAUAUUUUUUAUAUGAUGGGAAUUUGCCAGUGUUACACAAUCAUUGCUUUAAAUGGGACUGGCUGAAUAUCAUUGAACUGAUCCAAACAUUGAGAUGGAUCCUUUAAGAUGUAUGUUUUUAAUAUUCAGUAAUAUAUAUGAGGCUCAGUAAUAUCACGAAGGCAAUUGUGUUCUGUUAACAUUCACCGGUUCAGCCGUUUUGAUUGACUGGGUUCAGUGGAAAUGAAGAAUGACCAUUUUGACCAGGUUUGUUUUUUCAGCACAAGUAUGAUGCUGAAAGUGGUUUCUGCACUAGUUAAGACCCAAGAUAUAACCUGAAGCUCAAGGAUCAGUUAGCAUGGGUUUACUUGUAAGUGGCUCAUGGAAUUAUUGGGAUUUUCUGCAAGUAAUGGGCUUCAGCCAAACUGCAGAUUGGAGUAAAAACUGGAGCUUGAAUGUUAAUUACACCUACCCAUUUAGCAGCAUGGAUGGGAGUCUACUGCAAGCAGAGGCCUCUUAACUAAUCUGACUCUAAAAGAUUUUCAGUCUGAAGCCGGAGAGGGCUAAAUUUUAUUCUUUUUCAUGCUUUGAUAUCUGUGCUCACAUCCAUCCUGUGAUUUCUUUUUUAUAUAUCAUCUGUUAGGGAACAGUACUUCCAUUGUAGUGUUGAACGCACAGUGACAUUCUUGAAAUCCUGAACUGUGACCAAAUCAAAGGUAGCAGACAUCAAAUGGGAGUUCUGAAUGAUGUGAGCUAAACCUAACGAGAAAAGAAACAAAAUGCUAUCUCAGAACGAAAUUUGUCCGCCUUCAGCUCUGAGCUAUGUGAAAGAUGGUCACAUUAGCUAUACUGGAGGGUAGCAGAACAGGUGUAGUACAGCAUAACCAUUCUCACACCUCCAGUUCCCCUUCACAUGAUGAGUAAUUUUGAACUGUCUCCACUUUUUGGAGUUGUUUGCUUAACAACUAUGGAUAAUUCAAAAACAAAAUUACAGUAAAUCAAAAGUGAGUGAAAGAAAGAUUUGUUACAACUGUUGACAUCAGGGAAGAAGAUAUAUCCUUCAGAAUCAUGAGCCAAACACCAUGUGGAGGCCAAUUUUUCGUUAAUAAGUAUUUUGUAUUAUAAAUUAACGUAAUAGUGAAACGUAGUGACCCAUAAAAUGGAGCAUUAGACUUAACUUUGUUUCUGUAGAAUAUACUCAGGAAGGGGUAAUGUCCAGAGCGGGAGGAUGGGUGACUUAGUGGUUUUUCUAUUUGUGCCAGGUUCUAAGAAUUAAGAUUUCCUUAGAAUCUGCCAGUGGCUGAAAUUUGUCAUCUCAACAUCCUCCACACCAGCUCCAAGUUUAUGCUUCACGUAAUUAAAUUGUUUAGCAUAGAACAAGUACAAAUACAUCUAGUUAGCCUGUGUUUGACAUUCAAAUGUGGAUUUUAACAGUAUUCCACUGAAGGGAUAAUACUGUAUCAACAUCAAACUAUUAUGUCCAAUUCAUAAUUUCUGAGUCAAUGCAUGCCCCGCCCCCAGCCAUUGUGAUUGAUAUAAAAUGCUUUGGUACUGAGUCUUUCUCAUCUUCUCUAAUUGAGGAAACUAAAACUUUCAGCAACACUGACAGGACUAUCAUAAAUUGUGUUAUCAUAAAUAUCAUGCAACAUUCUAUUUAAUCGUAUUAUUACAAGAGAGGCUCAUGUAAUUGUUUGUUGUAAUGAAACAUUUCCUUUAUAACCAUCAUUUAUUGUAAAAGGCAAUUUGGAGUUUGCACCAUUCAAGUUUAUCAACUUACUACUUAAAUUUCUGAAUUUAGUACUGCACAGUACUCUGAACACCAAAUUGCUCACAAACGGUCUUGAAAAUUCUGUUUCCAUUUAGACUUGUAACCUACUUCAGUAAACCUUAUGUGAAGUUUUAAUGGAGAGCCCUCUAUUUUAUUUUAGCUUGAAACAUCAUUCUCCUGUACUGAAACCUUGUAAUGUUGAGAGCUCUGUAGCUACAAAUUGUGUAGGAUUUAUUGUAGCCCAUCAUGAUGAUGUUUGAGUGGCUUUGUGUCAAUCUCCCUGCAGCAGCCAAACCUAGAUUAGGCAGGGCACAGGGGGCUAACACACAAUUGUGGCACAGUAUAAAUUCAACUGAUUAUUGAAUCACUUGUCAUCCAUUAUCCCUGAGCCCACAAUUUUGUUGUAAUUCUAAGAACCGGUAUUCUCCAAGGAGUGAGGGGAGUUGAGUCAUGGGGUUUUCCAUUAUCCCCAACCAAGGAACCUGGCAUGAACCACAGUGGUGGUGGCUGAAAAUCGCCCUUUUGCUCUUGCCUCCAGCUGCGUCUUUUUUUGCCUGUGGCUCCAUCAUGAUCUUAGGCCUCUUGUGGGUGCAGUAUUGCAAACUAUCAUUUGGUCCCCCUGGUGAGAUUGCCAUGAUGAACUGCCACAUAUUGAUUGUCAUCUCAGAAAUCAAAUUUCCGCUGAUGGAUAUCUGAAAGUGUGGAGGAAAAGUGCAGAAGGCCUGAAAAUGUUAGGCCUGAGACUUGAUUCCAUCAGACCUCUUUCACAGAACUGAACUCCUGCUGCUGCUUCUCUGAUAAUGAGUGAGACCCCCAUCCAGCUGACCAUGUCGUAUCCAUUGCCAUUUCAUUUUAAAGGUUCUUUUCAUAACUAAUGCUAUUAUGAGACAAAUCUGUAAGAUUCAACUGAAGAAAGCAUAUGUGCCAAUCUGCUAACUGAAGCUAAGAUUGGCUGUGAUCCUUGAACUAACUGUGGGCAACAAGUCUAAUGAUUAACUGGUGUGUAAUGUUUUUGCAAGCCUUCAGCACUAGCUUCACUUUACUAUUGGUUAAUCUUUCACCACUCUUCAUGACUAACCUGAAUGCGGAGGGAAGAAAAGUAAAGGUACGCUUAACAAUAAAGGUGGCAUAUAUUUAAACAUGUCAAUUCUUCCUGCCAAAGAGUUAGUCAUGUUCAUUUAAUGAUGAAAUGUUUGCCUUUAAAGCAGCAGAAAAGAUUCACAACAGUUGGGGAAGUUUUAUCUUGGCAAGUUGCAGAUAAUCCCUUUUUUAAUCAUUUAUUUGUACAGGAGAGGGGAAGGAAAUAGCAUGAUCUUGAUGUAAUUUGCAGGAAGGCGUGUUUAACAUAAGCGCUACAACUGAAAUUGAUCACUAUAUACUUGUGGUGUCAGUGUUGGUUUCACUUGCACUUUUUAAAUUAUUAACAUUGCCAAAUUUUGACCAUUACUUCCAGGUCUAUUUUUGUUUCAUUUUUAUGUAUUAAAUUUAAGGCUGUCCUCGCUUCUGCUGUUUUUCAAUUUAUUUUUGUACAGAUAAAAUCGAUGAAAUAGGUUAGAUUACUAGCGGUUAAAAAGAACACAUGCUUCAGUUUGAAAAUGAAAACAGAAGGUUAUGAAAUUCAGCCACAAUUUUCUGAACCCAUGGUCCAUCUUUCCCUCCAAAUGCUGAAUGAAUUGGUGGCCAAUUUCAUGAUUUUCUAUUUUUGUUUUUGAAAGUCAAGCAUUUGUUUCUUUUCAUUUUCAGCAUGUCCCAUGUACCUCUCUCUCCAUUGAAUGAUAUCAACCCAACAUGUUAAUCUCUCUGAUAUUAACAUGUCUGCUAUUUAUUUUCCAUAUUUGUUAAUUUCAAAUCUGUAUAAUACUUGCACCAGUUGGUUUUGAAGCUUCUAAUGAAUAAUGCGUGUUUGGUUAUAGAUAAUGGCAGCUUGUUUUAUGGGAUGCUCACACUUUCAUUACAGUAAUAUUGGGGGAAUUUACUGUCCACUUUAAUUUUUUUAAAUAAUUAACAUUUUUCUACUCCAGCUUUUAGAUAAUCAUCAAGGUGCAUUCAAAUAUGUAAGCGUUGUUCUGCAUCUUAUGAAGAUUUGAUGCUAGUGUAUGCUGAGUCAGCUGAUCCCACAUAAGACAGUAGUAAAAGUGCUACAAUUUGCUACAACACCCAUGUUUUGCUGCUGUUUAUUGUAUUCAGUGACCCCAAAUGACACUUGUACUAUCCUCAACAUCAGUUGAGAGCAUCAUCGGCUUUGCCUGUGAUUUCCCUUCUUUCUUCUCACUGUUCUACCCCUUGUCAUGCGUAAAGAUUGACAACUUGGCUGUCUUCAAGAUACAAUGAAAACUUGAAAGAAGAGGAUUUUUUAAAUCUGUAAAAUGACUUCAGAAUAAAUUGACUUUUAUUAUGUUUAUUUAGGAUGUCUUUAAUCAAGAACUCAAAUCUGGAAUAUUCUCUCAUGAUUUGAUGUGUACACAGUUAAUUAUUUUUAAAGAAAUGCCCAGUUUGUUAUUUGUCCUCUCUCAAAAUCAUCUUUUUGAUCUGGUAAAGGAAUCAAAGAGUUGAAAUGUUUCUUAUGGUUUUUGGCGCAGUGAAAAAAAAUUUGUUCAUGGACUUUUACUUACCGUGCUGUGAUUGAACUUUGGGAGCUUGACUUGACCAUUGUUUUGUUUGCCUGAAGAUCUUCUGGUAUUUGCGCUUCAUCAAUGUUACCACAGUAUUAGGAUAUCAGGAAAGCAGAAUUUACAUCAAUUGCCCAGUAAGUGCACAGUCUCUAAAUUUGUAUAUUCCUGAAGGCCUGGCAUAACCGGGUGAUUCAGAAUUCUUCAACCCCGACCCACACAUUAGUUACAUUUUAAUGUUCAGUUCAGCCCACAGCGGUGGUGAGAAAUUUCUAGGAUUCCAGUAUACAUUUGCACUCUUUCAAAUUUCUCCAGUCUCCAAAACUGGCUGGUAAUUUUCCUAAUUGGCUAGUGAGAAAAGACUUGUGGUAAAGAGUUAAUCCUUUUCCCUGUAAUCUGUCUGAUGUCAAGCAAGAGAAAAGAUUAAGAACACCAACAGUUCAAACUCUAAUUGACAAAAAAAACUCUUAUGUGGAGGGAUGAACUAUAUUGCAAGAUUUCAUUGCAUUUAUUGUUGAGAUGAUUCAGCUUAGAAACAUUUUCCAUGUCAUAUAGAGGAAAUAAUUAAUUAUGCUAGUGGCAGACAUGUUCUGUUUUCCCCAUUUUUCUAUUUUGAUUUAUGUUGAUGGAGUUUAUUAACUCCAAGUUUAGUAACUUCAUAAAUUCUUUGUAUUCCUUUUUAUGUUAAAGCAUUGCUUUAACAUUGCUAUAAUCUUCAUUGCAGCAUGCCAUAUUGAUACAGAGUUGAUUUCUAAUGUGCAUCCUGAUUAAUGAAUUUGUCGCAUUAGCCAGUUUACAACUUGCAGUUUUUUCUUGCUUUGAUGCAUCAACAAAACACAAUUGAAAGUGCAUGUAAUCAUUUACUUUGGAAUAUAUCCUUUGAUCUUGGAUGGAGAUCAUAAUACUGUCUGUUUUUUUUCUUAGUUGAUCGUAAUGGCAAUCAAAUUUGAACUUGACUAAUAUUGACAGUCAUGGUACUGCUUAUGCCUCAGCUUUAAAUGCACCAUGUGAAGGUCAAGAGGGUCCUAAAUCUGAUUUUUGUACAAGAGAAUAGAUUGAAGUGGUAUGGUUGUCUUAAAUAUUUCUAAGCUAAGACAAAAAUCUGACAUUGCUCCUACUUCUAAUAACUCUGUAGUGAUUAGUAAUAGAAAAUCUCUUGUACAGAUGAUGGAUGGAUGGAUGAAUGACUGACUGACUGGUUUUCCCCAGUAGUGGAAAAGCUUGCUGGGUGCAUCUUGGUGAGAAAGCUGUCACUUUUUGAAAGCACUGAAGAAUUUGUGUUGCCUUUCAGUCAGAAUUAGUUACUACUUUUGGGGAGAAAAAGUGUGCUUUGGGGAGAGAGGAUUAAAAUAAAGUAUAUAUUUAAAAUCAAGUCAUUAAAUUGGAGACUGUCUGUCUGUCUUUUCAAACUCCUUGAGAAAUGGUUUACUAUGACAAUGUAGGAAGCCUCUGUAUAUGUUCUGUGAACAAUGUUUGCUAUCAUAAUUGCUUUGUUGAUUCUCAGGAGACUGCUAAUUCAUUCAAGCUUUAGUUGAAUCGUUUUAAUAGAAAAAAAUGAUCAUGACAAAAUCUGGUUUUGUGGCAUUGUAACUAAUACUUUUUCUGGUAAGCAAAAUACUCUAAAAUAAGUUAGACAGUGAUGUAACUGACAUUAUAUAGUACAAAUUCUGAGUCACCGUACGACACCCUUCAGUGUUGGUGUCUUGGGUCCAGUAAUGGUACUUUUCCAUUUGCCAUCACAUAAAUAAUUUAGUCUUUAGCUGCAGUUGAACAUUACAAAUAGAAUGUAGAGCUGCAUAAUGGUGGAAGUAAGUCAAAUAAAGUAGCUAUCGAACUAUGUGGAGUUGUAGUCAGGUCACAACUGGAAUUUUGCUCAGAGUUCCAGUUAUCCAGAGGCAGUAGAAGCAUUCAGUGCAGAAGACAACAUGGAGAAUAGCUAUAAGCUUGAUACCUAGUGACAGAUUCCAAGUUAUGAGGGAAGACUUGGAGCUGAAGGACAGGUGUUCAGCCUGAAAAGAAAGCUAUAUAAUCUUAUGAAGACGUGAAAGUUUAAGAGUACGUUGAAAGUAGAACUGGGUUAGGUUGGGGGGUGGGGGGAAUGCAAGUGGGAUAUUGAAGUUCCUAAAUUUAACUUCAGGACUGUCACUAGCAAAUGCUUUUCCGUGACUGAUGAAUGUGGACAAUGGACUUCCAAAUAGUGUAAUGUCAGCAAAAAUAUCCUGGGAUUAUUUUGAGAAUACAAUUGAAUUCUACAGUUGCAAGUAUCAGGGCUGCUGGAUUUUUGAAUUAAGUUUCACACAUGGAUGUCUUCAUCUGUUUUUAUCUUGUCAUUGAGAAAAUACAGGUUUGAUAGAGAUGUUUAUAACGCAUACGACCAGGAACUUGUUAUUUUUCAAUAAUUGGAGAAUGGCAAAAGAAAUGAGAGGGAGGAGGUACAUAAUAUUAUUUGCAAAGAAAGUUUUUUAAGGUUUGUUGCUAACAUAAUAUUAAAGUGCUAAGUGAUCUAACCUGCUGAUAAGAUUUCCACACAAGAUAAACUUAUGCAAGUAUUUUUGUGUGCGCAGGUCACUUGUGCAGCAGCCCACAGGUUACUUGUGUUACUUUCUGAGAAUCCACAGGACAAUUGGUAUCAGAAAUUUGUGUUGCUCCAUUUAAGUAUUGCAUCUGAGUUGUGAUUGUAGUUGAGCCUUGUUAAUCCUCUCUCUGUUAUUCUUAGAAGCGCUUGAUGUUCACACUUUUUUAUUUGAGAAAUGAAAUGUACUUUUCUAUAAAUAAUUUCUUCUGUGAUCUUGACAUGGUAGAGAUCGUUUCGUGAACUUACCAAGGAAAUUAAGUAUUGUGAAUGAAAAUCCACCAAGUAACCUUGGUGCCACACAAACGCCAGGCAAUGAUCAUCUCCAAUAAAAGAUAAUCUAACCAUUUCCCCUUGACAUUCAAUGCCAUUGCCAUCACUGAACCCCCGUUAUCAACAUCCUGAAGUUUCUAUCGAAAUUGAACUGGACUAUCCAUAGAAAUACAGUGGCUACAACAGCAAGUCAGAUGCUAAGAAUCCUACAGCAAUUAACUUGCUUCCUGACUCCCCAUAUCCUGUCCACCAUCAACAAAGCACAUCAGGAGUCUGAUUUGAAUACUCCGCACCUGCCUGGAUUAGUGCAUCUUGAAGCAAGAAACUUGACACCAUCCAGCACAGAGCAGCUGACCCAAAAGACCCAGCCCACAAACCUCCACUUUUUCUGCCACCUUUGCUCAGUAACAGCAGAGUGGGCCAUCUGUAGGAUGCAGAGCAGAAAUUCAUCAAAGCUUCUUGGCCUGCACCUUCCAAACCUACAAUCACUAUCAUUUAAAAGGACAAGGGCAGCAGACCACCACCAGUGAGAUCCCUUCCAAGCAAUUUACCAUCCUUAUUUGGCAAUAUAAAUUUAUCAUAUUACCUCAGUGCAACCCUGCAUUGUCAGCCUGGAAGAUUUGUGCUGAACUCAUUGGUUUGGGGCUUGAACCUACAAUGUACUAGGUUCUGAUCUCUUUCAUGUAUGUAAAAUUGCUCCUUUUGUUUUUGUUGGCAUGUUUUAAGAAUUCAGAAGUAGGGAGAGGGACACCAGUGAUACUUGGGGAAGGUUUAUGUUGCAAUGCAUUUGGCUGGAAAGCAAAUAAAAACAAAACUCUUGGAACCUGUGGACGAAUGCAUCCUGCACAUUUCUUUGCUUGUUUUUCUCUCUUUACAGUGUUGAGCAAUUUAAAUUGCUGCCAUUGAUUUUAUAGUUGAUAUUUUCUGUUACAAAUCAAAUUGCAGUUUUAUUUUGAGCUUCUGUGUUACAGGAUUUUUUUUAUUUAUCUGAAUUGGUGCUUGCAAUUACAUUGCCAAAUUUAUGGCUACACCUGCUUUUAACAGUGUAUUAGGAUGAGGUGUUUGAAAUCAUCUCAGACCAUAGAUUAUACUACAAAGUCAUUGGAAAAAUCCGUUGGUGGAGCUAUCCCUUUUGCUUUUGUAUUACGUUGUACAAGUAUGUAGUGUAUGCAAGUUCCUGUGCACAGUGUCACACUGACAGUCUUUAUCUUGUUUCUUUUGAAUAUGUGAACCUGUUUUCAAAGCUGACUUACUUUUAUUAAGCAACGUGCCCAAAAACACUACAUAGUCCUGAUCUAUCUUUAGGUUUGUUGCAUGACACUUGCAUUUGUGGUGGUGUUAUCUGGAACAUUUAAAUACUUCAGUGAGUCAUAGACUCUACUAUUUCCGUAAGUGUCCCCCAACUGUCAGCCUAGUUCAGUCAAAGCAAGCCGUUGAAAACAACUCUUAAUGCGUUGCAGGGGGUUUGGGGGGGAAAAAAAAGGCUGAAAUCACAUGGUUCCAUUCUUGUUUCACCUUUUUGUGAUUUGGAUUGCACACUAUAUGAAAUUAUUCUUCCUCCAUUCUGCACUGCCAGCCAGACAUGCUCAGUUGGACGUGUAUUUCGGCAGCAGCAACCCAGUUCACAGUCGGCGUGAAACUCAACACAAAACAGCCUAUGACUUUGCACUAAAAUUUGAGUUGGUUAAUAUGGGGAAAAUAUCUCACUGUGCUCUUUGGGUUUGGAUUGGCGGGCUUUGUGAGACAGACAGAUGGUUCUGUACUGUGCGACCAAUCUGUUAUGUAACUGAGCUUGGAAUUCUUAUUGCUGAAACUGAUUGCCAAAUGGUAAAAUGUGUUCAUUUCACAGCCUCGCAAUCCCUCACAAAAACUGAGAAAGCAAAAAUUAACAGGUGAAUGGACUUGAAUGAAUUACUUAACCAUGAUUGAUUCACUGCAUAUAAAGGGAUAUAUGGGUGCUUGGGUGCACUGAUAUUGACCCUAUCUUCUGGGCCAGAAGGUCCAGUUUCAAGUUCCACCUGCCCUGGAAGUGUCAUAAUUUAUGAAAGCUGAGUAAAAAUAAUUUGCACCAAAAAUAAAUGGAUCACUGUUGUAUCUAAGUGCCUGCAGAUAGGCUUCAUAAUUGAAGAGUAUAAAGAUGUAAUGAUCUUUGCAGAAAAUGAAUGUAUUGCAGUUUUUGUACUCGGUUAAAUACAUGUCUGUCAGGCGAGGGGGGAAAAAAACUGCUUGACCAUGCGAUAACAAGGAAAUAAAUUGUUAUUGAUAUUUGGAACCUGAGAUGAUAAUAUAGUUCUAAGAGAUUUGUGUUUAGAGAAAUUAGAAUAUAAUCAGGAUUAAUUAUUGUAACUUUAUUUCCUUCAGGUUUUACCUCCCUGUCCAUGAAUUUGCAAUUAACUUUUUAAAAAAGUAACUUUCUUGUGUUUUUAAAUAAUCAUGGUUUUCAUUUUUUUUUCCCUCCAAGUUAUUCUGAUCUCUUUUUUUCCUCCUGCUGGGAAAAGAGAAAAUCCAUUCUUGCCUAAAUGAUUUUCAUUAGAACCAGGCUGUGAAGAAAAGUUCUGUGUUUCCUCAUGCAGUUCACUGCUUGUGAUCAUACUCCACUGCACUCCAUUUCAGCAAUUUUCCAGUACACACACUUCUGGCAAGAUGUACAUGUGGAUGGUCUAGAUUAGCUUUUUUUAAUUCAUGCUCCCUGCCAUUGCUGCUCAAAAUUGUCUAGAAAGGAGGCUACCUAUCAGUUCCCACUUCUAGACAGUCCAGGUUUCUGAGUUAGCCAAAAUUUUCUAAUCCAAUUUAAAUUGGACACCUCUUAAACAUUUUUCUCCUUCCACUCUCUAGUGUCUUGCUUUUGUUAUUCCAAUGAGUAUUUUUAUGAGCUGAGAAAAUCUCUGAAUUUGAGGAAUAAUCAUGUCCCUGCUUCUAUUCUGCACUGAAAGAUUCUUAAUCUGUCUUCUUUAUGUAUCAUUUGUUUCUUUCAUAUUAAUUCACACGCACCCUAACAUGUUGAACUCUCUGCAACCGUAAUGCAACACUUGCCAAUAUAUAGUUGGAACUUUCCUCAGAUUAAAAAAAAUGAAUUAACCUAGCAAAAUUUGUUUCCAGGGCUUGGAAUUUGGUGUUUUUCUCUUGGCAAAUCUCUGUAGGGAUCUCCAAAUAUUUACUCCGAUCAGAAGAAAUAACUACACUAAUUUUGCCUUAUUCUAAUUAAUUCAUAGCUGUUAGAAGGACAAGUAGUAAGUCUAGUUGAAUUAAUUACUCCUUGGAACAAGCAAAAACCAGACCCAGCUAUAUAUGAAAGCUUAAGAUAGGCAAGCCUGAACAGAUUUCUAUAAUUAUGAAUGAAGGUUCAGGCAAAGGAAAGGAGAAAACAGUAUUUAUUAUCCUCUUGCUUCGCUUUAAUCAAACACCAUACCUGGAGAAUGAACUGUUUCAAAGCCUGUCCCAGUGCCACUCUAAAAACACAUACUUGAUAACGUGCAGAAGCAUAUGAAAGCAAAUUAUCUUGGCUUGUUUUUCCUCUACACUGAGAAAUGCAUCUGCAACUUCCCUUCAGUGAGGCACCUGCCUUUCACUACAGACCAAACACAGAAUUGGCAUUUGCUUCCUUGUUCCCUUCUUCUUGCUUUAAAAACGUAGCAUUUUCCUUAGCUUUUGUCUUAUGUUCUCCACUGUUUACCUCUUACCACUGCUAAAAUCUUUAGGUGAGGAAUUGGAACAUUAAUUCUCUAUUGCCAAUUCCUCACUGGGAAGACUAUAUUGAGGUGGAGAACGAUGCAUGUUGAAGUUUCCCAAACUAGAAUUUGUCUGUUUAUGUGCUUGUUUGAAGCACCUUGGCAUAUUCUACUCUCUUAGAGGUGCUGUCUUAAUUCCAUUUGUUGAGUUCACUUAUUCAAAAAUGCGAUGAAUAAAACAAUGAUGUACAAUUGCAGCAUUAUGCUUCCCUUUGGAAAAGAAAGGUAUUUAAAUCCAGCUGAUUCUUUUCUCUCUUUCGGUGUGAACACUAAACAUUUUAAGACAAGACUGUAUUGAGUUUUGAGUAGAUGUGGAUUUUCCCAAUGAUGCAUGAUUCAUCAUCAGAGCUACAUUCAUAAGAAAGAACACUCUUUGUGAUUAUUGUUUGAAAUGUGAAAAAUAUACUUUGUAAAAAGUGCAAAAAUGCUACUGCAGCCUGGAAGAGAUUAUUAAGUUGGGGGUAUGAAAGCAUGGAGUUUGUUUCAGACAUAUAUGUGGUAACUUGCAAUUUACUGUUUGCCUUUUAACUAAGCCAGACCAUAAAUCUUCUAAGUUUAUUUUUGUUGAUGAACAUAAACCAUGAAAAUUGAACAUUUGAAAUUUAAAAAGCAGUAAUCGUGGUAGAGUUGUUCAGACCUCCUCUGACUGAAAUAUGAAGUUGCUUUUUAGGGGGAUCGUCAUUUGAUCUAACUUUCCGUCUGCCUUAUGACUGUCAUUCUUACUGCUGUGUAAUUCCAAAAACUUCUGAUUUCCUUGUAAUUUUGUUGUACAUUUUUUGUUAAUUUUAUCUGCAAAUUUAUGAUGUAAAUAUAUAUGGGAGGGGGUGAAGGUGGGCAUUGUGCAACAUGGUCACCUAACUCAGUUGAAGAUUGUUUUGGAUGUUCCAUUUGCCAUCACAUGGCUGUUGCUGUGCAUUUGCUGUUAUGUUGUGUAUGAAGAAACUUAGAUGACACUGCAGGCCCAGUGAAUGACUGCAUUUACACAACCAAUAUUGGCUCGGAAUAGAGAGCAGCCAUCAUAAAAGUUAGAGCCUUGUUCAGGUUUCUUGUGGCUUAUACCAGCCAAUCCACAAGCCUUUGAUUUUUAAAACAAAAAAAUGCAUCUUCCCAGAGUUAUGAAGGGUUUUCAAAUAAUAUCAGAUUUCAUUCUGCAUUUAAUUUCUGUGCAAAGUGUUAGUUGUGGGGUCAGCAUUUGGAAGUUUUUUUAACUGACUAUAGAGCACUUGAAUUAGAUGAGGAAAAUUUUAACCUGGUUUCCUAUCCCAUUAUCCCUUGGGUGAGGAUGGGCUCGGACCUAUCAAAGUUGAAUAGCUUACCAGCACUCACUGCUGACGCUAAACAUAAUGUUGCUGAUGCCUGUGAAAUCAUUGACAAAUAGCUUUUGGGAAAACAGGGGGAAGGUAGGUAGUGAGAAUUAGUAAGAGGUCCCUUAAGUCUGGAAUUAACAGCCCAGAAAGUGGCAAUCCCUAAGAAUUCUUACUACAGAAAUGCAUUUGUUAAUCCUUUUUUACAAUCUUUAAUUGUUUGCCCAUUUUACUUUUAAAACAAAAAUCAUAGUAUCUUUUGGUGUUUUUUUUUUGCAUGUCAAGUUGUAUUUACAGUUUUAUGCAUUACAAACCCGGUGUCCAUUUGAAAGAUUUAAUGUUAGAAUAUACUACUGAUCAUGUGGAAUGUAUUUUAAACUUGAGGUCAUUUUGAUCUAUGUGGCUUUCUCUUUUUCUCAGAAUAUGUUGACUGCAUAGAAAGAAAACUCAUUUGAGCCCUUUCAAACCCAUUAUCAAAAGUGUUGUUACUUUUAUAGUUUUAUUUACUAACAAAGUCAAAAAAAGUACCUGAAAAGUCUGACUAAAUCUAUGAAGAGUCUAACAUUUGUGAUUGUCUGGUCUCCAGAUUUUUUUGUUGUACAUUUGAGUCACAAAAUCAAACUGUACAAAGCUUCAAGUUCUUUGUCUUUAACAUGAAUUGGACCUGUUUGUGCAAUCUGGACUGGAAAGAGUUAUAAAUUAAUUAAUUUUAAAAAAAGAUGCUAAAUGAGGUGUGGUUAUUUUGAGGACUCUAUUUUCAAAAUGAGGAAUACCGAUUGUACAUUGUCAUGCAGUAGUUGUGCUCUCACAGACACCAAAGAUUAACCAAUAGCUUUAGGCUUUUGACUGUUCUGCUCUCAAAUUAACCACUUGACUUCGAUGUCUUUGUGUAAUACAUUUAUAAAGACAUGGUAAUAAAUGAGUUGUUUUUGAACUUAA
Molecule: messenger RNA, 16822 nt
Organism: Stegostoma tigrinum
Lineage: Eukaryota; Metazoa; Chordata; Chondrichthyes; Orectolobiformes; Stegostomatidae
Gene: zbtb21
Product: zinc finger and BTB domain containing 21
Exons: 2
Coding region: 17-3394 (1125 amino acids)
Biological process (GO): regulation of transcription by RNA polymerase II
Cellular component (GO): nucleus
Molecular function (GO): protein binding; RNA polymerase II cis-regulatory region sequence-specific DNA binding; DNA-binding transcription factor activity, RNA polymerase II-specific
Source: RefSeq, a predicted model, not a curated record